This is a messenger RNA of Coregonus clupeaformis (lake whitefish), 711 nucleotides long. RefSeq names its product early nodulin-75-like. NCBI's taxonomy places the organism in Eukaryota, Metazoa, Chordata, Actinopteri, Salmoniformes, Salmonidae. The coding region runs from base 1 to 711 and encodes 236 amino acids. The transcript is spliced from 3 exons. The record is from RefSeq and is a predicted model, not a curated record.
AUGACCAAUGUCCAGCCCAGGAAAAGCUGUCCCUCUACCCCGUCUAGGAUGGAGACCCCUCCCCCUCCUGCAGAAAGACCUCCGGCCGAGUUCCUGCCCCCGGACAGACCCCUGGCCCAGUUCCUGCCCCCGGACAGACCCCUGGCCCAGUUCCUGCCCCCGGACAGACCUCCGGCCCAGUUCCUGCCACCGGACAGACCCCUGGCCCAAGCCCUGGCCCAGUUCCUGCCCCCCCAGGACAGACCCCUGGCCCAGUUCCUGCCCCCGGACAGACCCCUGGCCCAGUUCCUGCCCCCGGACAGACCCCUGGCCCAGUUCCUGCCCCCCGGACAGAGCCCUGGCCCAGUUCCUGCCCCCCAGGACAGACCCUUGGCCCAGUUCCUGCCCCCGGACAGACCCCUGGCCCAGUUCCUGCCCCCGGACAGACCCCUGGCCCAGUUCCUGCCCCCGGACAGAGCCCUGGCCCAGUUCCUGCCCCCCGGACAGACCCCUGGCCCAGUUCCUGCCCCCCCGGACAGACCCCUGGCCCAGUUCCUGCCCCCCGGACAGAGCCCUGGCCCAGUUCCUGCCCCCGGACAGACCCUUGGCCCAGUUCCUGCCCCCGGACAGACCCCUGGCCCAGUUCCUGCCCCCGGACAGACCCCUGGCCCAGUUCCUGCCACCCCGGACAGAGCCCCAGUUCUUAAGGAGAGGCUCACUGUGGUGAGAUAG